AUGAUACAUGGCCUGCGUCUCCUUCGAGGAGCCCAGACCCAUAAUGUCACCUACAGGUCACUGACACUUCCUUCCCUACGCUCACGAUCGGUACAUCCGUCCCUCGUGCGCCACGUCCAGUCGCAAGCCUUCCAACCCGCGCGCCCUAUCAACCCCGCCGACCUGCCCAAACCGAAAGUACGAAAGAUCAAGCCUCCGUUCCGAAGGCGGAAAUGGGUGCGCCGUCUGUUCGUCUUUUCCGCGCUCGUGGGCAGCGGAUAUGUGCUGGAUAAGCAGUUCAACGCCUCGGCUCUCACGCGCAGCUUUCGCACUUUUAAGACUGGCCUUGUCAUAGGCCUGGACUACAAGAUUAAUUUCCGCGCUCACCCUCCGCUGGUGAAUAGCAUCGAGGAACUGCAUGCGCGCAAUGCGACAAGGAUAUUCGAUCUGUUGCGGUACAAUGGCGGGCUGUACUUGAAGAUUGGGCAGGCGAUUGCGAUGCAGAGUGCUGUGCUGCCGCCGCAGUUUCAGAAGAUGUUUGCCAAGAUGUUCGAUGAUGCGCCGCAGAAUGAUUGGGCUGAGGUGGAAAGGGUCGUGCGGGAGGACUUUGGGAAGAGCGUGGAGGAGGUUUUUGGCGUGAGCUUUGCGGGGGAGCAGGGCAAGGGCGUGAUGGAGAAGACAGCGCGAGCGAGCGCGAGUGUGGCGCAGGUGCAUUGGGCGAGACUGGCUGAUGGCAGGGAGGUCGCGAUAAAGGUCCAGAAGAGGGAGAUUGCAGAUCAGGUAGGAUGGGAUCUGUGGGCGUUCAAGGUUGUCGCGAAGGCAUAUACCUGGUGGUUUGGGAUACCUCUCUACACGCUGGUGCCGUAUAUCACCGAGCGGUUGAUGCUGGAGACCGACUUUCAAAACGAGGCGGACAAUGCGGAGAAGAUGCGCGAGUUGGUCGCUGGAGAGAAGCGCUUGAACGGACGAGUCUACAUCCCGCAAGUGUACAGGGAGCUCUCGAGUAAGCGUGUCAUGACGGCAGAGUGGAUAGAAGGCGUGCGACUCUGGGAUAAAGAAGGUAUACAAGACCGCUGGCAGGGCGGCUUCCGACAAGGCAGCCCCGGAGCAGGUGGCUCCAAGCUCCCACCGUUACCCAACGACAGGACCAACGUCGACGAAUCAGUCCCCGAAGACGCCCCCAAGCACCCACUCUACAAGCCCAACCGCAAGCAAUGGAAAGGCAAAGACGGCAAAGGCGGUCUCGGCGUCUCCCUCAAGACCACCAUGAACACCAUCGUCGACCUCUUCAGUGCCCAAAUGUUCCUCUGGGGCAUCGUCCACUGCGACCCCCACCCAGGCAACAUCUUCAUCCGGCGGCUCCCCAACGGCCAACCCGAAGUCGUCCUCAUCGACCACGGCCUCUACAUCCAAAUGUCCCCCCAAUUCCGCCACCAAUACGCCCUCUUCUGGAAGUCCCUCAUGGCCUUCGACAACGCUACCAUCCGCGACAUCGUCUCCAGCUGGGGCAUCAACAACCCCGACAUAUUCGCCUCCGCAACGCUCAUGCGCCCCUACCAAGGCGGCGACAACAGUACCCUGAAUGAAUUAAAGAAAGGCGGCAAAGGAAAAGACCAAGCCGAGCGCGCCUUCGAAAUGCAAGCCAAGGCUCGAGACGGCAUAAAGCAGAUCCUAGGCGACGAAACAAAGUGGCCCCGCGAGUUAAUCUUCAUAGGGCGCAAUCUGCGCAUCGUCCAGGGGAACAACCAGUUCCUCGGGUCGCCUGUAAACCGCAUUAAGAUAACUGGGCUGUGGGCGUCGCGCGCGCUCGCGGAGUCGCCGGACCUGAGCACCGGGCAGCGGUGGAGGAAUUGGGUUCAGCAUCUGAGGUUUCGCCUUGUGCUGUUGCUGAGCGAUGCGUAUUUUACGUGGAGUAAGGUUAAGCAGGCGGUGGGGGUGGGAAGGGGAUGGAGGAGGAUAUUGAGGCGCAUAUGA
This is a messenger RNA of Didymosphaeria variabile, 1953 nucleotides long. RefSeq lists its product as uncharacterized. Lineage: Eukaryota; Fungi; Ascomycota; Dothideomycetes; Pleosporales; Didymosphaeriaceae. The transcript has a single exon. Bases 1 to 1953 code for a protein of 650 amino acids. The record is from RefSeq and is a predicted model, not a curated record.